CUUCCAAGAGCCGGCGGCCCGGGCGCGGUGGCGAUGGCGGGGCUGGCGGGGGACAGCCCGGGGGCCGCCGGGCCCCUCACCUUGAGCGCGCUGAGGGGCUACCGCGCCUACGCACGCCGCUGGGUCUUCCUGCUGGUGAUCAGCCUGCUGAGCUGCUCCAACGCCACGCUGUGGCUCAGCUUUGCACCCGUGGCUGACACGAUUGCCCAGCACUUUGGCCUCUCCACCGAACAGAUCAACUGGCUCUCGCUGGUCUACCUUGUGGCAUCCAUCCCGUUCGGCGUGGUGGCCGUCUGGGUUCUGGACUCUGUUGGGCUCCGCUGGGCAAUCCUCCUAAGCGCAUGGCUGAACUUUGCGGGGAGUGUGAUCCGCUCCCUGCCCUGCAUGCUCACCACCAUCCACGACCCCUUUGCCUUCCUCCUGGGGGGGCAGAGCCUCUGCGCCCUGGCCCAGACUCUGGUCAUCUUCUCUCCAGCCAAGCUGGCCGCUCUGUGGUUCCCUGAGCACCAGCGAGCCACAGCCAACAUGAUUGGCACCAUGUCAAACCCUCUGGGCCUCCUGGUGGCCAACCUGCUGUCUCCCGCUCUGGUGAAGAAGGAGGAGGACAUUCCCGUGAUGCUGGGCAUCUACACCAUUCCUGCUGGCCUCGCCUUCUUGCUGGCCACGGCAUGCCUCUGGGAGAGCGCGCCCCCCACCCCACCCUCUGCUGGAGCUGCCCAUUCCACCUCUGAGAAGUUCCUAGACGGCCUGAAGCUGCUGGCAAGGAACAAGGCCUACAUCAUCCUGGCCGUGUGCUUUGGGGGCGGCAUUGGCAUCUUCUCCAGCUUCUCGGCCCUCCUGGAGCAGGUCCUCUGUGUGAACGGCUAUUCCAACGAAUUUGCGGGCCUCUGCGGGGCUCUCUUCAUUGUGUUUGGGGUCCUGGGGGCCCUGGCUCUUGGCCUGUACGUGGACCGAACCAAGCAUUUCACGGGAGCCAUCAAGAUCGGCCUGUGCCUGACAUCUCUGGUCUGUGUGGCCUUUGCCCUGGUGUCCCAGCUGCAGGGACAGACUGUUGCGCUGGCUGCCAUCUGCUCGCUGUUUGGGUUCUUUGGCUUCGCGGUGGCACCUGUCGCCAUGGAGCUGGCCGUGGAGUGCUCUUUCCCUGUGGGUGAAGGUGCAGCCGCAGGCCUGCUCUUCGUGCUGGGGCAGGCCGAGGGUGUGCUCAUCAUGAUGCUGCUGGCUGCCCUGACCGUGCGCCGCGCAGAGCCGUCCUUCUCCACCUGCCAGGACGGCCAGGACCCACUGGACUGGAAGGUGUCCAUGCUGCUGAUGGCCGGCCUGUGCGUCCUCUUCAGCUGCCUCAUGGUGCUCUUCUUCCACACCCCGUACCGGCGCCUGCAGGCUGAGGCUGACGCAAACCCCUCCAUCCAGGAGGACACGUGCCCGGCAACCUCAGAGCCCUCGGGCCACGCGCCUCACCCAGCAGCCACCCUCUGAGGCCCUGUCCGGGCAGCCCCAGCCCCAGCCCAGCCCCAGCACGGAUGCCGCAGGAAGUCGAAGCAGCUCCUUCCUGGAGCCAACGCUCCUGCUCCUGCUCUCUUCCAGAGAGCCCGCAGAGACAUCGCAGGGGCCUGCAGAGGGCCAGAGGCCAGGGAGCAGUUAGCGUGUCCAGAAGGGGGCCUGGGAAUGUGAAGGGGCGGCCAGCAGAGGCAGGAUGGCCCAUUGGACACCCCGUGGCUAUUAGCAAGAAGAGCUGCCGCCGUGUAGACAAGAGGCCACUGACAAGUUGGGAUGUGCCCGUAGCCAGGCCAGACCUUGGUGGUGGCGCAGGGGCUGUGGUGGGGAGGCUGGCCUGGCAUGAGGGGCACAGGCUGAGGGAAACCGGGUGGGUUGGGGAUCCCGAGGGUCCCGGAUGGCUGAGUCCGGAGUGGACAGGUGUGGGGCAGGCCUGCCUCGAAGGAGCCCAUCCCAGAGCCACUCUCCAGCUCUUCUGACCACUGAAUGACCAGACACCCAGCCGGUGCUAGCACAGGUGGGGCCAGGAUGGGCUGGAGGGGAGGCCAGGGGUGGGCCCCAGGAGACACCUACUCCCCCAGCAGAGAUACUCACAGGCAGGUUUGUGGAUUCACAUUUAUUGAACUGACCACAGCCUGGUGGGGGUGCCCCUCACUCCUUCUCCUCCCCAUGGGUGAGCAUGUAGCUCAAAGCCCUGUAGUCCAGGUUUCCUGCGGCAUCAGCGGUGGAGAACUGGAACAUCUGGUCAACCUAGGAGUUUGGCAGUGGAGUGUCGGGCCCAGGCAGGAGUGGGAGGGAGUGGGAGGGUCCCCAAGGCCACAGCUAGCGGGCGAAUUACAUGCACUGGCUAUAA
Molecule: messenger RNA, 2347 nt
Organism: Phacochoerus africanus (Common warthog)
Lineage: Eukaryota; Metazoa; Chordata; Mammalia; Artiodactyla; Suidae
Gene: SLC49A3
Product: solute carrier family 49 member 3
Exons: 10
Coding region: 34-1476 (480 amino acids)
Biological process (GO): transmembrane transport
Cellular component (GO): membrane
Molecular function (GO): transmembrane transporter activity
Source: RefSeq, a predicted model, not a curated record